This is a messenger RNA of Symbiodinium pilosum, 1206 nucleotides long. NCBI's taxonomy places the organism in Eukaryota, Dinophyceae, Suessiales, Symbiodiniaceae. The record is from the annotation of a GenBank genome assembly.
AUGAUUUCACGUGCGAAAGAGAAGCGGCCAUUGGCCAGAUUCGGGGCUACGGUCGCUACAGCGUCCGACUGCUCAGCGGUGCUUGUGAUGGGCGGCAUUGAGGGUCACAUCAUUGGAGGCGUGUGCCUGAACGACGUGUGGCGUUUCGACGUGGACUCUCGUACUUGGGAAUGUUUGCCGGAGCCCUCAUGGCAGCCUCGUCGUGGAUCUCUGCCUGUGGUUAUUGGCGGCGCGGAAGGAACUAGAGGUUGUGUGGUGCUGGUCGGUGGCACCGGCAUAGAUGCUAAACCGCUCCGCGAAGUUUGGAAAGCUGAUGCGCCAAGGUUUCGACCGGUGUCGUGGAGCCAGACAACACAUGAAGCUGCAUGGCCAGAUGCGGCCUAUGCGAUGUGGGUUCCAGAUGGCACUGGCGAAGGCUCUCUCCUGGUGUUUGACUCCCUGGGUGCGCUGUGGCGCAGCAGUGAUUGGGGCCGGUCCUGGCAGAGACUAGUUGAUAAGUUGCCCUUUGGCUGGCCAUUGGAGCAAGUAUCCAUUGUGCGAUACUGCAAUGAUGCCCUCGUGGCAGUGACGAUGUCCACCAGAGUGUGGAUUUCCCAGGAUGGUGGCGUGUCCUGGACACGAGCAGAUGGUAAUCGGGAUCCUCAUCACGUUGCCCGUUCUGACCAAGUUGCAGCUGGCGUGGGGCCGCCAGGUCUGCGCUGCCAAAUCAUCGAUGUCUGCGAUGCUGAUGCCGCGGACAUGCUUGUGAUUGCUAGGAAUCGAGAGACGUGCCAGCUGACACUCUGGCGCCUCUGCAUACAGGUGACCAGUUCGCUGCAGAAACUGCAUGCCUCCUGGCGCUGCCUGGUACCACACAUUCACAUCUAUCCAGGCUUCUCGUCUGUGAACCAACUAGUGAGUGCUAGCCGGGCUGCUGUGCACUCGUGCGAUGGUUUGGAAAUGCGUGCAGUGUUUGUGGAGUUCAACCCUAUAAAUGAGUUCACGAUUUGGCGUGCAAGCCCUGUGGGCGUUGAUCGCCACAGAGCCAUGCUGGAUCGACUGGGGAGCGCCCAGACAAAAGUGGAUCACUGGACGUGGCAGAAGCACAUCAUUGGAGCCUUGUUGCCCUCAAUGGGCAAGGAUUGGGUGCCUCGCGAUUUGGCAGUGUCCGUGCCCACUGAUGGCCUACCUUACCAAGAGGAGAAUGAGUGGACUUACUGGCACUGA